Messenger RNA from Urocitellus parryii (Arctic ground squirrel), 426 nucleotides. NCBI's taxonomy places the organism in Eukaryota, Metazoa, Chordata, Mammalia, Rodentia, Sciuridae. The record is from RefSeq and is a predicted model, not a curated record.
AUGGAACUUCAGUUCCACUUUAAAGAUAAGUGUACCUCCAAAAACCAUAUUUGGAUUGCUUGUAAUCUUGACAAUUUGACGGAACACUUCCUGAUAGCACUAGAGCUCGCCUUCAGAAAACAAAGGAUUGGGUCCCUCCUCAGUUUCAGGGAGCAGAGCCUGUGCUGUGGAGGGAUUUCUUCUUUAACCACUGUGGUGCAGAACCUCAUCUUCAGAUACUUGCAAAACAGAUUCCAGGUUCAGGUGUGGCUCUAUGAGCAAGUGAAUAUGCGAAUAGAGGGCUGUAUUAUUGGUUUCUAUGACGACGUGAACUUUGCAUUAGAUGAUGCAGAAGAGAUCCAUUCUAAAACAAAGUCAAGAAAACAGCUGGGUUUUAUCAUGCUACAAGGAGAUAAUAUUACUCUGCUACAAAGUGUCUCCAAUUAG